GCGCUGCCUGCUUCCUGGGCAUGCUUCUAUUUACAUUAACUGCCAUAUUCCCCUCAUUGAGGCCACCGUCCUGUACAUAUAGCCCCUGCCAGGGCCCAACAACAUGGCAGUUCGCAAUACUCUUCAUGGCCUUAGCCCUAAUGACCGUGGGCCUUGGCGGGACCCGGUUCACCGGAGCAGCUAUGGGCGCAGCCCAAUUCGGUGACGAGAAUGACCGAGACACUUUCUUCAGCUGGUACCUCGUCGCGAUGUACAUUUCUUCGAUCAUCGGCACCGUCGGGAUCGUGUACAUUCAGGCUAAUUUGGGCUGGGUCCUGGGCUUUGGCGUGUGCUCUGUAAUUGCAGCAGUCGGUUUCGUCAUCUUUCUCCUUGGGAAUCGUUAUUAUCGGCAUCCUAAGCCGCAGGAGAAUCCACUUGUCGAUAUUUUUCGACAGAUAUUGUCACGGGCGGGGAAGCGAAAGGCGGCGUCGGAGUCAUCUGAAAGGCUACUGUGUUGCAGUAAGGUUGAUGAUGGAGCAGUUGAACCGCAAACCACGAUUGAGUGUCCAAGGUCUCAAGAGGAAGCAACGACACAAGAGGUCAAACAAGAAGACGAACUCACCAUCCUCCUCCGGCUUGUCCCCCUAAUCACAACUGGCAUCAUCCUCAGCUUCUACCUCGGCCUCCAAAUGUCCACCUCCUUCCUCCAAGCCCUCGUCAUGGACCUCCAUCUCACCCCAAGCCUCACUAUCCCCAUCGGCUCCAUCUCCAUCUUCCUCAUCCUAUCCGCCACCCUCUCCAUCCCCCUCCUCAAUUACCUCCUCUACCCUCUCCACCGCUUCCUCACCGGUCAACACCCAACCUCCCUGGCCCGCAUCGGCUUCGGAUUUCUCAUCACAACCCUCGCCAUGGUCUACGGCGCCCUAACCGAACGAAAGCGGCUCCACGACCUCCAAACCGAUGCUCAACCAAUGUCCGUUCUUUGGCUCGUGCCGUGUUUUAUGCUGGUAGGGUUCGGCGAGGCACUACAUUUUCCGGGGCAGCUCGCGUUCUUCUAUCAGGAGUUCCCAGAGUCGUUCAAGGGGUCCGGGAUGGCGGUGAGCGCGCUUCAAUCGGGGGUCGGGAGUUAUGCCACGUCGGCGGGCAUUGGGAUGAUUAGGCGGUUUUUGGACGGGUGGAUGGCGGAUAAUGCUAACGAGUCGAGGUUGGAUAAGGUGUAUUGGUUGAUGGCUGGAGUUGGCGCGGUGAAUUUUGGGUGUUUUGUUGCGUGUGCGAGGUUGUAUACGAGGAAAAAGGGAGGGAAGAGUUGAAUUCUCAUGUACUCACCAUUAAUGCAAUGUGCUGAAUAAGAAUUUUUUUUUUGAAACA
This is a messenger RNA of Asparagus officinalis (garden asparagus), 1347 nucleotides long. RefSeq names its product protein NRT1/ PTR FAMILY 2.5-like. The transcript is spliced from 3 exons. NCBI's taxonomy places the organism in Eukaryota, Viridiplantae, Streptophyta, Magnoliopsida, Asparagales, Asparagaceae. Gene Ontology annotation, biological process: transmembrane transport. Gene Ontology annotation, molecular function: transmembrane transporter activity. The record is from RefSeq and is a predicted model, not a curated record. Gene Ontology annotation, cellular component: plasma membrane. Bases 21 to 1289 code for a protein of 422 amino acids.